Messenger RNA from Cladocopium goreaui, 3290 nucleotides. Lineage: Eukaryota; Dinophyceae; Suessiales; Symbiodiniaceae. The record is from the annotation of a GenBank genome assembly.
UCUUUUCAAGCGUCGUUUCUGCCAUGGCCAGCAAUCACAAGUUGGUCUGCGCCCGAGCAGCGCGGCAACAGUUUGGUGGGGCCUUCCAACAAGCUGUGAGAGAUUAUCGCUGGGCUAAGCUGGCAGCAGCUACCUUGAAAGGGUUGGACGCUUAUCUUCCGGACGGCUUGUCCUUCCUACCACUCUCCUACCUCUAUGAUGAUGAAGUGGCGCGCUUUGCCUGGGAAGGGGCAGUGAUGAAGGAGAAUCAGGAUGCCAGCACGCGGCCCAGCAGUUUCCGAGUCUUGGCACGCACUCGGCCUCUGCAGCUCUCAGAGGUGGACGAAAAGCUCUAUGAAUCGCUGAGCUCCGAGGGAGGAAAUCACUCCAUCAUCGUGCAUGAUGGCCGAGUGCAUCGUGAUGGAAGAACCAUCUACACCAACCAUUCCAGGUUCUGUCUGGAUGGCGUCUUUCCGCAAGAUGCGAGCAAUCUGCAAGUGUAUCAGGAAGCGGCGCAGCCUCUACUGCGAUCGGCUCUGCAAGGUGAACGCUCCACGCUGAUCUUCUUCGGCCAGACGGGCACCGGGAAGACUUACACUGCACGAGGAGUGCUGGAGGUCAUGACAGAAGAAAUCUUCCAAAACACGCAGGAGGUGACGUUGUGCUGCUACGAGAUGGCCGGGACGCGCGGUGGCCGCGAGGCCUUCUUCGACCUGCUGGCGGAUCGGGCGCAGGUGAAGUGUCUCACGGGGGAGGAUGGGAACGUGCACGUGCGCGGGGCCAAGCAGGUCUUGCAAACUCUAUGGUGCCCAGAGACUUUGAGUGCUCGAAGUUUAGCGGCUUUAUUCAGUGGUGGUAGCAACUUGUGUUUGCAAGCCUUGAAAUUUCACCUUGGAGACAUCAUUUGCUUGAGAGUGAACCCGGCUUCAGUUCUUUGCUCUUGCCCAGCUGCGGCUAUGCAUGCGCAGUGUGAACAUUCGACUUUCCUUCGCAGCCUGGCGCUCCCGAAUCUUCCCCAGCCGCCCGUGAUUCUGACCGAUCUGCCCAUGUCUGUCCCAUCUUUGCAGGCGCCCCGGCAAUGUGUUGCGUCUCCCUUGUUUUUACUCUUCGUUCCUCUGCUGUCCUCCUUUGCAUCGUCCGGGCAGGGUGCGAUGCCUACAUACGCACAUGGUUUUUCUUCUCUGCAUAGCGCCCGCCUUGCCGUGGCAGAAAAGCUCAGUACCACCUCGAGUGGGAAGCCAAGAGGGAACGUGCUCGGCAUGCUUUACCCUUCCCAUGCCCGUCACUGGUGGCCUCUCAUCGAAGACGUGUUCAUGUCCAAUCAUGUGAAGGAAAUCGGUGAGAACAUCUUUAAGAGUUUGGAACGCAAUGGGGAGUUCCUUUCUCUUUCAGUUGAUGCCACGUUGAAGGUGUGCAUGACCAUCCAGGGUCAAGCCAGCCACCGAGCACCGGUGAAGUUUGUUGCAAGCGACAGUCCAUCUUUGAAACUGUUCCGGGAGAUCAAAGCCGUUUGCAGGCAUCUCCAAUGCAUUUCAUUGGAUCCAGUGCACCUGGCCAUCGUGUACGAAUACGCCCAGUGGGGCAAGAAAUCUGCGGGCUCCAGGGUGCUCAGGCCCGCAGCCCUGAGCAGGGAAGAAGAGCAGGCAUUAGAUGCAAAUACACCACUCCUUUCCCGAAUCACAUUCGUGGAAACGCUCGCAGCCAUCUGCACUUGUUUCCCUAAUGAAGUGAGCCGAAGAGUCACCGGUACCAACAAAGAAGUCCGGAAAAUUCUGUGGGCAGCGGCAGCACCGGAUCGUAUGGAAUGGUUGUUCAACAACCUGCGAGUCCGGCAUGCCAUGACUCCGGCCCAGAGAGCUUUGUUACCAAGCGGAACCUCUUCGAAUGAAGCACUACAUGCUGAAAUUAAUGCGUGGUCAAGGACAAAUCAUGCGCUGCAUCAAAGCACUCUGCGAUUGAAACUUCAAAUCAUGCAAUUCGGCAAGCUGGUGGCACAUCACGCUGCCACCUGCUUCCCUACAAUCAAGCAGUGCAGCGAAUCAGUGCUGCUGGCGCGGUGCUUGGCUUCGGAGGAUUGGCCGGAUGAGAAGUGGAAAGCAUGCUGCAAAGGCACUGAGAAGGCACAUCUUCCUUUGCACAAGGACAGAGUGCAGGAGGCGGCGCAGGUCCGGCAGUGGAAUGCUGCCAAUGUGAUGAAGGUUUUGUGCCGCAGUGCCCAAGACCUGGAGGAGGCCAUGGCCAAGGCCUUCGAAUGGCGGUCCUCGGAGUGCACCGAACGCAACGAGGCAUCUUCCAGGUCGCACUGCAUCUUGGAGUUGCACUUUCCUUCCGGUUCCCUCGGUUCCGUCCCGGGGCUGCUGCGCAUUGUGGACCUGGCCGGCUCGGAGAGGAAUUUCGAGACGCAGAUGCACAGCAGAUCCAUGGCGGAACGCGGGGGGUUGAUCAACUACUCCCUGCUGAUGUUGAAGGAGUGCGCCAGGGUGAUGCACAAGCAGAUGAAGCAACUGGGCGAAAAGACGGAGGAUCUGCACGUGCCCUUCCGCCGCUCCAGGCUGACCCACCUACUGCGAAGCUCCUUUACAGAUCCAUCACACCAGACCACGGUGGUGGCGACCCUGUCUCCCUCACCCACUGAUGUGGAACACUCACUAAACACCUUGCAGCACGUUGGGAUGAUGCGCUCAGCCCGCGCCUGGGAGGAUAACACGGUGAACGCGACGACCGUGGCUGAAGGUGAGACGAGUGGCGCGGCUGGCGGCUUCGACGUCGUGCAGGGACGUGGUAGGGCCUUGCACUCCAAGUUACAGGAUGCGCGCAAGGGGCAGCUGAACUUACACGCCUUUCAGAUGAAGACGCAGGUGGGGGGCAGCAUCAUCAAGAAAUACGAAGGCGACAGCGCCAAGCUGGAAACCUUCAUUGAUGCCCGAUGGCAUCGCGAAUUGAAGGUGAAGGUGCAAGAGGACCUUUGGGUGCUGCGCGACGCGGAUAUGGAGGCGACUCAGGUGCUCACCAGCUGGCGCCAAGAGCAGUGGACAGCCUCCAAGGCGCACGACCUCCACCGUUGGGACGCCAAGAUGCUGCAGAACUUCCUGAAGUCCUUGGAGCUGCCAGGUGAGGUGCGGAUUCCCUCCACCAUGACGGGUGCCCAGCUGAAACGCCUGGGCCCUCGGGGUCUGGUGGCGCUCUGCAGCGACGCCGCCACAGCCGACGCCCUGCAACUGGCGCUGCACGGCGAGCGGCAGCGCGACGCGUUGGCGGCGGCGGCGCAUCGCAGCCGCAACGCGCGGAUGACGGCGUUGGGGAACCAUAAG